Molecule: messenger RNA, 2132 nt
Organism: Girardinichthys multiradiatus
Lineage: Eukaryota; Metazoa; Chordata; Actinopteri; Cyprinodontiformes; Goodeidae
Gene: atp1b1a
Product: ATPase Na+/K+ transporting subunit beta 1a
Exons: 6
Coding region: 139-1047 (302 amino acids)
Biological process (GO): intracellular potassium ion homeostasis; intracellular sodium ion homeostasis; potassium ion import across plasma membrane
Cellular component (GO): sodium:potassium-exchanging ATPase complex
Molecular function (GO): ATPase activator activity
Source: RefSeq, a predicted model, not a curated record
UAAAUUGUGAGUGGUACAAUUGGAGGAGUCGGGUACGAAACUGUCCUUUCGUGUUUCCUGUUAAGGACAGUUAACAGUCUCAGCUUUUAAAACUCCGUUACAGAAGGUGAACCGGGGGGGCAUUUCUGUGGAGGUAAUAUGGCUGGAAAGAAAGACAGCGACGGCGGAUGGAGGACAUUUAUAUGGAAUUCAGAGAAGAGAGAGUUUCUAGGACGAACAGGGGGCAGUUGGCUUAAAAUCUUCCUGUUCUACGUGAUUUUCUAUGGAUGCUUGGCUGGAAUUUUCAUCGGGACCAUUCAGGCCUUGCUACUGACCUUAAAUGAGUACAAACCCACCUACCAGGACAGAGUUGCCCCCCCAGGCCUGUCACACACACCCCGCUCCGAAAAAUCUGAAAUCUAUUUCGAAAAGAGUAACAACUCUACAUAUAAGAAGUACAUCGACAGCAUGGCGGCGUUUCUGAAGCAAUAUGAUUUAACGAGACAGAUUGAUGAAAUGAAAUAUGAGGAUUGUGGAGACGUUGCAGCGCCAUACAAAGACCGCGGAAAUCUGGAAAGUGAACUAGGACAGAGGAAAAGUUGCCGUUUCGACAGAAAGUUGCUUAAGAGCUGCUCCGGGUUGGAUGACACUUCUUUUGGCUUUAAGGAGGGAAAGCCAUGCCUUAUUGUCAAGCUCAACAGGAUUGUCAAUUUCAGACCAAAGACUCCUUCCAGCAAUGAUUCACUUCCAGAAGGUCUGAAGGGCAAAUCCUUUGAUAACCUCAUCCCCAUUUACUGCAAGAAUAAGAGGGAGGAAGAUGAAAGCAAGAUUGGAGAGAUCAAGUACUAUGGCCUCGGGGGACCUGGCUUCCCUCUCCAGUACUACCCCUACUACGGCAAACGGCUCCAGCCCCAGUACCUGCAGCCUCUGGUGGCCAUCCAAUUCACCAACCUCACCAUGGGAGAGGAGCUCCGCAUCGAGUGCAAAGUGUACGGCGACAACAUUGACUACAACGAGAAGGACCGCUAUCAGGGACGCUUUGACGUGAAGUUCACAGUGAAGUCAUGACCUCAAGCACGAUGAGCGCAAACUAAACGUAGAGAGAUAUUCAAGAGUUCAGAUAAAACACCACUAGUCUUUGAACAUUCAUUAUUUACAGGACCUACACUUAAUCUGUGUGCUUUACACUAGCUUUUCUGUGUUUCUGUCCCGAGUUAGAAUGUAAAAAACAAAAAAGUAGCAAUAGCAAAUAUUUAUUCUACUGUAAAUGAAAAAAAACAAAACAAUCCUUGAGCUAUGGGAUGUUCAUCAAUUACUGUAAAACUGCAGUUUCACUACUGAUGUGUAGCGAGUUGUGUCUCUGUCCCCAUGGUGUUUCAUCCUAACGUGGUUUCUAUAUAUUUUUGAAGUGUCCAGAGUUUGUAGGCUAGUCCUGUUGUGAUCUCUGUCUUAUGUCUGCUUUAGUGGUCCAAGGUGUGUGUGUGCGCGCUCGCUUGCAGGCGUCUGUAGUUCAUGUGAGUGCGUGGAGUGUUUGUCAAUGUGCUCAGACUAACUGAAAUACUAGGAUGGUACUCUGAACCUUUAAGGCCCAUGUGUGAGUAGAUGACUGCGCUCCAUCUUGUGUUUUUAUGCAUUUCCUUAUUCAAGUUUGCUGUAGAAUCUGUUUAUUCACUUUUUGUUUAGCUUCACAGUUAGAUAGGUUUAGAUGAAGUUUCUGUUUGAGACUCUUAACAUCUCUUCGUUCUUAAUUCAUAGUGUAAAGCUUUGUGGGUCCAGCCUAAGAAGACUGUCACCUCCAUGGAAACCGUGGCAACUCAGUGCUUUGAAAUCUGUUUUGCUGGAGACGUCACGUUCCGUGAUGUAACUUACUAUUGAAUGUUUUAGCCAUUUUCAUAAUGGAAGAAUUUUAUAUUUAUGCAGUUGUACAUUUUUUUUUCAAUGUGUGAUGUGUAUGAAUCCAAUACCAAAGUCGCUGGUCUAAAAGUUAGAGAAAAUCAGAAGCAAUGCAGUAUCCCGUGUAAUAAGAUGUUUUUAGUGGGUGUGAAAAAUACUUAAUUCAAUGUUUAAGAUCAAAACACAUGUCAGGAGUCUGAUCUUGUCACUUUAUUUAAUCUGGACAAGGCUGAAACAAUAAACAGAAAAAUGAGACAACA